CAGGGCCGUGAGAUGCCUCGUUCGACCAGUCAUCUUUAGCAUCCACACCCCCAACUUCCCGUUCAGCUGCCAUCGUGCAAGCCUAAAUCCAAUGGAUCUUGAGCAUCGUCGGCGACCUAAUACUGAAUAAGGAACGGAGUUGAUGCCCGACGCCCGUGAAGUCGUACCGACCCGGACGCGGGGGAAGUGAGGUGUCCGUGUGUCGAACCAGCGAACCCGAUGGCCCUCCAUUAUCUGUGGCUGAGCCUGCUUAUCAGGAAAUUGAAGACACGGCGGCUCUGGCUCUGCUCUCGACAGACGUUGGCAGAUGUGGUCGUUUGUCACUUCUGAACACCUCCAGCUCCCUUGCUACCUAUCUUACUCCAUUUCUUUUCGGCCUGGCUGCUGAGCUUCAGUUGCGUUGCUAACCUGACAUGGCAUCCUAUCAUCGAGUCCUCGGCGUACACGGUCGAUCAGUCAAACAGAAGAGCAUCGAGUGUGACUAUGACAUCCACCCGUGGGACAUCCUGAUCAAUGGCGAGAGAUGGGCCGGCAAGGUUCGACUUGUGGGCUUUGUUGAUUCGUUCUUCCUUAUCUGCUACUCGGGCCAGUCCCGGUUUGAGCAUGGAAUUGUGGUGUACAAGGACGACGAUGCAAUACGAAGCACGCUACACAAUGCCGGCGUGGAAGCCGUAGAUAUCGGACUAGACGCAGUGAACAAAAGCAAGAUGGCUGAAGGGAACACCGAGCCGCCAAAGUACUUCCAAUUUGAAAGCCAGAAGGGCGGGCUUGACUACCAAAUCACCAGUCUUGGCCACUCGAUCGGGCUGAAGACAGAGUAUCCCAAAUCGUCGUUGAGGAAGUAUGAGAUCAAGCUCCGAAAGGGCAGGGACGCAGUGAUGAAGAAAAGGAUCAAGCGCGGAGUCAGCCAGCAUGACCUGUUCGACAUGAUGCAUGAUGCUGUCCGACUCGGCAUCAUCACACACGCCGAGCUAAUUGGGGUUAUCAUCGGCAAGACAUACGGAGGCACCGCCUUAGACGACGUCACUUCCAAGUACUUUGACGGGCUUGCUGGUGGCAAGGGAACUAACAGCCUGUCACUGGCGGGCAAAAAGGCGUAAGACGGGACGGGGUUCAGCAGACAAAGGAACGGAUGAGGUCGGGAAAAUGGCAACGAGCAUUUGUCGAUCUUGAUCAAAUAUUACACCCCCGUUCACCAUUCUCAAGAUGGCCCCUCAACUAGUAAAAAUAGCCGUAAAGGAAAGUACACCCAUGCCUGUUGCGUCCUUUCGUCCACUUCCUCUGUUGAUAAAACCAUACCCUGUAGCCCUAUCAACAACUGCCGCCAUCCUCGUCAUCCUCCUCGCUAUCCGCCUCCUCAUCACCCGAAUAGUCACUAUCAUCAUCAUCCGCUUCAUCACCAUCCUCAUAGCCUACAGCAUACCCCACCUCCUUCCCCAUAACCAC
Messenger RNA from Chaetomium fimeti, 1446 nucleotides. RefSeq lists its product as uncharacterized. The record is from RefSeq and is a predicted model, not a curated record. The transcript is spliced from 5 exons. The coding region runs from base 414 to 1100 and encodes 228 amino acids. Lineage: Eukaryota; Fungi; Ascomycota; Sordariomycetes; Sordariales; Chaetomiaceae.